GUGCCCACGGUGCUGAUGUAAACACAACAUACGCCUCAUCCUCUUCCUGGAUCCAUCUGGCGAGAUUAACCCCAAUCGCCCUUGUUUUGCCCGAGAAAACGCUCGUGGCCUUCAAACAUAUUAUGUAUUAAUGCAGAAAGAGUGACACAAUGGACUUCUGCAUUAACGUCAAAGUAAAUUUCAGGGGAAAUUCCAGGAAUUUCCUCCUGUCGGGAUCCGAGACCAAGAGCUGGGACUCGAUGGAGGCCAUGGUUAGGCGUUCCUUUAGCUUGUGCAGCCUUCAACUGACCUAUUUCGACGAGGAGAACGAAGAGGUUUCUAUUAACAGCCAAGUAGAGUACGAAGAGGCACUCAAGCUUUUUUUGAGACGGGUCAGGCCGCAGCCCCCAUUUUCAGCCCCUCGUCCCCACGUCCUUGCAGACCUCAAUUCUAAUUCUCCACCACUGUCAGCCCAGAAAUGUCAUCAUUUAUUGAGACGCCCAAUUGGACAUACACGGAAGAAAACUAGUGCAGCAAGGCAGGGAAAUCGACUGCACAUGAAUGUUUAUGAGACCCGUGGUCAACCAGCAAGGAUCUCCACUGGCAAGGCUGGCGCAGAGCCGAAGCGGGGCUUCAGACCCCCUCAACACUGUCCCACUCUUGCCCAGGUGGUCAGUCGCAAGGUUCAGGUGGCAGUGCCAGAACAGGGCAUGGUGAUCAUGAAAGAAGUGAAAGGGACAAAAGAAGAAGAUAAGACUCCCCCAGCUUGGUUCACCUCUUACAUGGAGAAAUUCAAGGAUCAGGUGGUCCGUGAGGCUGUGGAGAAAAUUUGCCGGGAGUUUUCUGGACAGUGCUGCAUCCACAAGCCCCUGAGUGGGGUAGGGGGAAGUAGAGGGGAUGCAAUUGCCGGAGCUUCCGUGGUGCCUGAGGUUUCUUCUUCUGCCCUGCCCGGAGCUCCGUCCUCUUCCACUCUUCCCUGCUCCUCCUGCCGGGGACAGACCACAGGGGGAGGCUACCAAUGCAGCGUGUGUACAUCCUGUACUCUGUGUGAGCCUUGCAGUUUCUCUCAUGAUCCUAGUCACAAUUUGGUGAGGGCCAGAACUCCACUCUCAAUACCAGAGCAUGGAUCGCCUGCCCCGGACCAUAGCAGGUUCUACAGGCGAGGUGACCGAAGCUUCCGGAAGGCUGAGAAACAGCGUCUAAAAGCAGAAAAGCGCCUUUUGAAGGCUGAAGUCAAAGAGAUUCGGAAACAGUUAAGGAUGGAGAGGCGCGGCAUCCAAUGGAGCUCCUCCCAGAGAGAUGGAAGUUCGUCUCCUGUACUUCUUCAGCCUCGAGCCACUCAGCACAACAGCCCUGAGCGACCAAAGCGCCCCUGCCCUCUUAUGGUUCCAACCAUGACAGCGACAUUUCUAGAUGAGAACCUUCCUGAUGGGACUCGUCUACGUCCUGGAACCAAGUUCAUCAAGUACUGGAAGAUGAGGAACACAGGAACAAUGAGUUGGAGCUCUGAUACUAAGCUGAAGUUCAUGUGGGGAAACCUGGCAGUGGGAUCCGGGGAUCGUUGGAGAGAAGUAUCUGUUCCUUUCGUCCAGCCUGGACAGGUUGGUAUUGUGAGUGUAGCGUUAUGUGCGCCGUCUGUGGAGGGUUCCUACACCUCCCACUGGCGUCUUGCCCAUGCUGGAGAGCAAUUUGGACCCAGGGUUUGGUGCAGCAUUGUGGUUGACAAUCUGGCCCCAGCCCCUAUGAUGGCCGACGGGAUACUUGUUUCUCCGUGUGUCACACCACAGGGUAAAAACCCAGUGCAAAAGGAUGGAAAAGCAUGUGCAGCCUCUCGAAAGCAGCCUCCUCUUUUAGUAGACAGUGGGGAAGAAUACUACAUCCCCUCCGUGGACCUACUCACUGCGCAGGAUCUUCUGUCUUUUGAGUUGCUGGACAUCAACAUUGUUCAAGAGUUGGAGAGUGUCCCAAAUAACACCCCAGCUGACAUGACUCCCUGCAUCUCCCCUCUUCCUCAAGAUAGCCACCUACAGGACAAAAGUAGCCCUUCUUUGGGGCUGAUUCAAGAAGAGAAUGAAAUCAUCAAUAGUAUCAUGGAUGUAUCUCAUGGUGUGAGUUCUGGUGCUGAGGAUAGUGGCGUACCAGCACAAGAGGAGGGCGAGGAGGAUAUCAGUGGUACUCAGUUUGUCUGUGAAACUGUGAUUCGCUCAUUGACCUUGGAGGAGGCCCCUGACCACAUGCCGAUGAGAGCAUCCUGCUCCGGAGCAGUGGUGCGUCCGGCAGCUCAGAUUGGCUCCUGUAUGAAAAGUAAAGCUGUGAAACCUGAGGAAAUCUUGGAUGGUUGCCACAAUCCCUUGAAACCACCAGCUAUUCUGAAGUCUUCCUUACCAGCACCUGCGAAAGGCUCCAUAUCAGCUUCUCUUUCAAUGGUCCCAGCUCAGGUGGCUGGCCCCAGCUCAGUACCAAUAACGGUACCCUUGAUGCCCUCCACACGACAGGAGUCCACCACCAUUGGUGAAGGCGAGGGUCCGCACAAUGACUGCGUGGAUGGGCAGUCUCAACAAAGGGAAAGUGAGAAAGAACCCGAGGUACAAGUGGGAUUGAAGAAGAAAGGGGGGACAAGGAGUCGCUCUUCUUCAACCUCCUCAGAAGAAUACAUCAUCAUCCUUCCUGAUUGUUUUGACACCAGUCGGCCACUGGGGGAGUCCAUGUACAGCUCUGCACUGUCUCAACCUGGUGACAUCUCAGCUAGUACCUCCGCAGAUCCUGAAAUCCUUACCUGUGAGCACCCACGUGCUAACUCCGAGCAAGAUGGCAAGGCACAUGACAUCACAGCCACUCUGGGGACAGGAUCAUUGGGCAACAGCAGUGCUAAUGACAUGCUUUGCACAUCUCAGACACUAGAUGAUGAGCCAUUGACACCUGAGGUGGUGGCACCACCUACAGCCAUACUUGCAUCAAGCCCGGAAUGUAAUGAAGAAUCAGCAGAAGAAAACGUUCGAGCUGGGGAGGACACAGAGCGCUCGGACCUGUACAAAACAGAAGAUGGUGCUGAAAAGAUUCAGACAGAAGGAUCAGAAGCCACUGCAAACACAGAGGUAGACUGCUCUGAGAAUCCCAGGCAUCCAGGUGUGACCACUGACCUGGUUAAAGGUGCACUGUCAGUUGCUGCUUCUGCCUACAAAGCUUUGUUUACAGGACAAGGCCCGACACAGCCUCCAGUAGACGAGUCCACACAAGAGACCAUGAUGGCCGUGCUUGUUGAGAUGGGAUUUGGGGACAGACCACUCAACCAGCAUCUGCUGAAGAAACAUAACUACAACCUGCUCGACGUUGUCAAUGAGCUCGUUCAGUUGACCGAGAAUGACUGGUACUCUACACGUUACUGACCAGCGAGAGCAUUUUGGAACGAUGACAAACACGAGGCUAAUCGCACAGGAAGCAGAGAUCAAGAAAGUGGAGCUGUGGGUAGAAGAUAAAAUGGCAUAUCUUUGGAUCAUUUAAAGACUUUACAGUCACAAAAUAGCGGACUCGAACCUUGUUACGCCACAGAAUGGUUUCUCCCAAGACUCAUGCACAAUGAAGCAUAAAACCUAAAAGUAACCUAAACUUGAAACCACCAUAUUAAAUGCAAAUCACCUGAGCAUAAAAUAAGUGGUAGCUCUCAGUUUAGUGUCCAGCGUUUGAAACUAUUUGAAGACCUUAUGGCAGGGUUGACAAAUUCCUUUUUGUCACGGACCACUUUGGAGUUCCGGCUUGCCUGAGAGGGCCAUUACGACAGCAAAACCGUAUAAAUGUUUAAUCAUCAUAUCGUAUUCUUACUUGUACACAAUAAAUUGAUGGAUAACUAGUUUUGAAAUCAGUCAACUAUUUGUUUGUUGUUUGUCCACUUGUUGUUUAAGUGAGUAUAAACAAAGAAACAAAAAUUAUUGCAAGUUAUUUAUAAUCACGACAAUUUGAUAGUCUGGUACAAAUUUUAGCAAGGAUCAUGGAUGUUGACGCACAUGAUUUGCCUUUGCGGGCCACAUAAUAUGAUGUGGCGGGCCAAAUCUGGCCCACGGGUCUUGAGUUUGACACCUGUGCCUUAUGGCAUCAUUGACAGCUAGCAUCCAGACCUGUAAUUUAUGUAUGUGGCUGUCUUUUUGGGGCAGUCGUCUACUCUCUCACUCCCACUUCUUCUGUGUCAUCUUUAGUCUUUCAAUUCUUUUUUUUCCUCUUAAUACUCAUAUUUGUUUUUGGACAUUAUCAGAUAUCAAAACUUUAUGUGAAAAAUUGGAGAAGACAUAUGAAAAAGGUGCAUUUAUUUUCAUUCUAAAAGAUCCCGGAAUGGGAUGAGAAUUAAUAAGAACUUUUCAUAAUUGGUACUGCUUAUCAAACCUGUUCCAUUUGGGUUUUCUUAUCGAUUCUCAUUCGGUGAGGGAAUGAAAUACCACAGAUGGUAAAUGGAUGUCAUCAUCAUUAUUUAUAAAUGUCAUUAUAUGAUAAUGCGGUUUAGGCAUAGUGCUGUGCAAAAUGGACAAAAUGGUCUAUCCUGAUAUACUGUAGCUAAGUUAAUAUCCUGAUAAAGAUGUAUAUCCCCAUGUAGUAUUUUUUGCUUAAAAUGACAUGAAAUAUGUCUUAAAAUACAAAUAUUCUCUGAUCAUUCUCUAUUUAUAAACAUAUUUAUCAACACAUUUUUUUAUUGGG
This is a messenger RNA of Hippocampus zosterae (dwarf seahorse), 4662 nucleotides long. It is a transcript of the gene nbr1b, whose product is annotated as NBR1 autophagy cargo receptor b. Gene Ontology annotation, cellular component: phagophore assembly site. The record is from RefSeq and is a predicted model, not a curated record. Bases 150 to 3365 code for a protein of 1071 amino acids. Gene Ontology annotation, biological process: macroautophagy. The transcript is spliced from 24 exons. Gene Ontology annotation, molecular function: ubiquitin binding. NCBI's taxonomy places the organism in Eukaryota, Metazoa, Chordata, Actinopteri, Syngnathiformes, Syngnathidae.